AUAGAUAGAUAGAUAGAAAGGUGGCUCCUGUGCGCAUGUUUCGUUUUGAUCCCACAUACCUAAAACUCCAGAAAUUGAUCAGAAUGGGAGAAGCUGGUCAACCAAAGGAGGGAGAAUCCACAAGGCCUCUAGUUAGUGGUGGAAGUGGGGAGAGUGUGCCUGCAUCACAACUGUUUACUUCUUUACCAGCUCUCAAUGAAGCUGCUUCUUAUAUAAACCAAGCUACCUCUUACCUUGGGAGCUGUUUCUCUGAUUAUUCUGUGGAAUAUGGGGGUCAAGGUUCGUGUAAUUCUAUUUCCCAACCCCAUGAGUUGCUACGAUUAACAUCAGGAGCUGAUGGGAGUUCACCUGUAAGCGUAUGUGUUACUCCUGGUCAACGGUGUUCAACUUCUUCAGAGGCGUCUACUUCUACUGCAGCCAAUAGUCCAUCAAGGGAGUCUACCGAGACUCUGUCUCAGUCAUCAAAUGCAAUUGUGACAUCGAAUGGAGUAGGAGGUUUUUAUGGAAUUUCCAUGUUCCAAGGGCUCAUUGAGCGGGCACGAAGGACUGUCCGUGGCUCGGCAGAUGACAUAGGAUGGUUACAGCGUGACCCUGAGAUGCCUCCUGUUGAAGAUGGAACUGAUAGGUUCAAUAAAAUCCUCGAAGACAUCGGGCAUGGUGUACACAGGCUUCCAAAUACGCUGGUUUAUUUGUUGGUUCCAGGUCUUUUCAGCAAUCAUGGACCUCUAUAUUUUGUGGAUACGAAAACGAAAUUCUCAAAAUUGGGUUUGGCUUGUCAUAUUGCAAAGAUUCACAGUGAGUCUUCGGUUGAGAAGAAUGCGAGAGAGAUAAAGGAAUACAUAGAGGAACUCUGUUGGGGUUCUAAUAAAAAGGUUCUACUUCUUGGGCAUAGCAAAGGAGGUAUAGAUGCAGCAGCUGCUUUAUCACUAUACUGGCCUGAUCUUAAGGAUAAAGUCGCUGGAUUAGUAUUAGCACAGAGUCCAUACGGUGGAAGCCCAAUAGCUACAGAUAUCCUCCGCGAGGGACAACUCGGUGAUUACGUCAAUUUGAGAAAGCUCAUGGAGAUUAUGAUCUCCAAAGUCAUAAAGGGUGACAUUCAAGCUUUGGAAGAUUUAACUUACGAGAGGAGAAAACAAUUCUUGAAGAAUCAUCCGCUCCCUCGAGAACUCCCCACGGUUUCAUUCCGCACAGAAGCUAGCAUUAGCCCAGCGGUUCUCGCUACUUUAUCACACGUGGCACACGCUGAGCUUCCCCUCACGAACCAAGCCACGAAACUCCCAGUGGUAAUGCCACUCGGUGCUGCAAUGGCUGCUUGCGCUCAGCUGCUCCAAGUCAGAUACGGAGAAAAGAGUGAUGGGCUUGUGACUUGCUGCGACGCAGAGGUUCCUGGCUCCGUGGUGGUUAGACCAAAGCGUAAACUAGACCAUGCGUGGAUGGUUUACUCGUCGUUGAACGAGGUUCCUCUAGAAGCUGAUGCUGCUCAAGUCUGUGAAGCUCUCUUGACUUUGCUUGUUCAAGUUGAGGAAGAGAAGCAACGUAAAGCCGCUACGAAAAACGAUUGAUUCUUCUACCACACAAAUAAAACUUACACUGUGUUCUUUCUACUUUGGUCUCUCUCACGGUUAGCACACUAUGGUAUAUGUAUGUCAUUGUAUUGGUGUGAUUUUAAUGUUGAUUAAUUCUAGUUCUACGAUUUGUUUUGUGUUAUUACCGAAGAUUUUAUUUAAGUGCUUAAGAGGCAUUAAUUAACGAG
Molecule: messenger RNA, 1753 nt
Organism: Eruca vesicaria subsp. sativa (arugula)
Lineage: Eukaryota; Viridiplantae; Streptophyta; Magnoliopsida; Brassicales; Brassicaceae
Source: the annotation of a GenBank genome assembly